Messenger RNA from Cyclocybe aegerita, 831 nucleotides. NCBI's taxonomy places the organism in Eukaryota, Fungi, Basidiomycota, Agaricomycetes, Agaricales, Hemipholiotaceae. The record is from the annotation of a GenBank genome assembly.
AUGUUCAAGACAACUGCCACCCGCUCCUUCCAAAUUCUCGAGCGUUCCCGUCGUUCAUUUUGUCGACAAAGCGCUGUGCGUCGCUCAGAAAUACACUUGUUCGCAGCAUGCCACACCCAUCGCCCUCUGCGCCCCUUUCCAACACGAGCCUUUUCCACAACACGCUAUACGCGCCAACCUGAAGACCCGCCAGGAUCAAGCAAGAGCAAACCGACAAUACGCGAAAACAUCUACACGUUACCCAAUAUCCUCACCCUAUCUCGAAUCCUCGCGUGUCCUGUUCUCGGGUGGUCUAUUUUGGACGGAAACUACUAUAUUGCGACUGGUCUGUUGGUGUAUGGGGGUCUAACAGAUCUGGUAGAUGGAUUUCUUGCACGUCGAUACAAUAUGUCCUCUGUACUUGGAACUAUCCUAGACCCAGCUGCCGACAAAAUAUUAAUGACGACACUGACCAUAACGUUAACAAUGCAGGAUCUCAUUCCCCUGCCUGUCGCUGUCAUUAUUCUUGGUCGAGACGUCUUGUUGAGCCUUUCUGCCCUCUACAUUCGAUAUUCGACUCUACCCCACCCAAAAACCUUUUCGCGUUAUUGGGACUUUUCUCUGCCAUCUGCCGAGGUACGGCCAACAACAAUUAGCAAGGUCAAUACCGCUCUCCAACUACUUCUCAUGGGCACCACAACUGUUAGCCCUAUCCUUCCUCUUGACAUCUCAACACCUUUACAAGGCCUGCAAUGGAUUGUGGCCACAACUACUGUCUGGAGCGGAUUGUCCUACGUUUUCAGCAAAGAUGCUGUUCGUGUCGUCUCACAGACAAAGACUGACCGUCCAUAA